AUGGAGACCAUCGAGUGGGAGAGGCCAGGAGUUGUGCAGCCGCAGGAGCCGGCCACCACGCAAGUGCCCAACGAGCUCCCGCAGCCUCCGGCCCCUUCAUUCACGGUGGAGACAUACUUGCCGGAGGGCACUCCCCUCGCAACGUGCCACGGCUAUGAGGAACAGUGGGCGCUUUGCAAGCAGCAGAGCUGCGGGGACGAACACCAGAUCAUCAACUGCCAGUGGAGCGAGUGGGGUCCCUGGAAAUCUUUCGGAGGUUGCUCCGGCCUGGGCGUUCGCGAGAGGAAGAUCGCCAGGCACCACGAGACGGGUGGCAGGCCGUGCAGCGGUGUCAAGGAGGAGACCAGGCAGAUGGACCAGUUCUUCGAUGAUGACUGCCUUCAGGGGGAUCAGAACUGCGAGUGGAGCCCUUGGUCCGACUGGAGCCACUGCGGCUGCGAGGUCUGCGCGAGGACCGCAAGGCUCAGAAGGUGA
Molecule: messenger RNA, 474 nt
Organism: Effrenium voratum
Lineage: Eukaryota; Dinophyceae; Suessiales; Symbiodiniaceae
Source: the annotation of a GenBank genome assembly